Messenger RNA from Perognathus longimembris pacificus (Pacific pocket mouse), 2470 nucleotides. It is a transcript of the gene Tmem106b, whose product is annotated as transmembrane protein 106B. Gene Ontology annotation, cellular component: lysosomal membrane. Bases 137 to 964 code for a protein of 275 amino acids. Gene Ontology annotation, biological process: lysosome localization; lysosome organization; lysosomal transport. NCBI's taxonomy places the organism in Eukaryota, Metazoa, Chordata, Mammalia, Rodentia, Heteromyidae. The record is from RefSeq and is a predicted model, not a curated record. The transcript has 8 exons.
CUUGGCGCUCCGAACCCCCACACCUGGGACUGCGCCCCAAACCUGGGACUGCGGACGGCGUGACCCUGUGCUCGGGCCUGUCCGCGCCGGAGCAGCUCCGGGACUGCGCGGCGAGCCAGCUCCCCCACGUGCCGACAUGGGAAAGUCUUUUUCUCACUUACCUUUGCAUUCGAAUAAAGAAGAUGGAUAUGAUGGAGUGAUAUCAAAUGAAAAUAUGAAGACGGGAUUAGUUAAUAAUGAAGUCCAUAAUGAAGAUGGAAGAAAUGGAGAUGUCUCUCAGUUUCCAUAUGUGGAAUUCACAGGAAGAGACAGUGUUACUUGCCCCACUUGCCAAGGAACAGGAAGAAUUCCUAGGGGACAAGAAAACCAACUGGUGGCAUUGAUUCCAUACAGUGAUCAGAGAUUAAGGCCAAGAAGAACAAAGCUGUAUGUUAUGGCAUCUGUGUUUGUCUGUCUGCUCCUUUCUGGACUGGCUGUGUUUUUCCUUUUCCCUCGUUCUAUUGAUGUGAAAUACAUUGGAGUGAAGUCAGCAUAUGUCAGUUAUGAUGUGGAAAAGCGAAUAAUUUAUCUAAAUAUCACGAAUACACUAAAUAUAACAAACAAUAAUUACUAUUCAGUUGAAGUUGAAAAUAUCACUGCACAAGUUCAGUUUUCAAAAACAGUUAUUGGGAAGGCACGCUUAAACAACAUCACCAAUAUUGGCCCACUAGAUAUGAAACAGAUUGAUUAUACAGUACCUACUGUGAUAGCAGAGGAAAUGAGUUAUAUGUAUGACUUCUGUACAUUGAUAUCCAUCAAAGUGCAUAACAUAGUACUCAUGAUGCAAGUUACCGUGACAACAGCAUACUUUGGCCACUCUGAGCAGAUAUCCCAGGAGAGGUACCAGUAUGUGGACUGUGGAAGGAACACGACCUACCAGCUGGGGCAGUCGGAAUAUCUGAAUGUACUUCAGCCAGAACAGUGAGAGCAGAAGGAGGUGCAGUUAGACAGGCUGGUACUUUCUGAACUCUCAAGGAAGGUACUUCCUAAAAGCAGAUCUUAAAUUGAACAACCUAAAGUUUACGCCUCUAUUAUAAGAGCUCAGCUAAGAGAAAGUAGACUUGCAAUUAUUACAACUCUCCACUCUGUGUUGGUAUGUUUGUACAUGAUAUUUUACUUGAACAUAAAUUACUGCUUGGUUUGUACUCUUAUGACCCUAAAAGAGGAAACACAGAUUUUCCCUGUAACAUGAGAACUUCAAAGUCAUCCAAAUCCCCAGCUCUAAGACAGUGUAAAUUUGGUGACAAAAAUAACUUGAGAAACUUAGUUUCUGGAUGUUUUUAUAUAGAAAAUUAUUAGGAACCUAUUAUUCAUGGAAGACUUUUUAAAAAAAACAAGAUAACUUUUUCUUCCCAUUUUAUAUAUGUCUGUUAUUUCAUAUGGUAACAUUUCAACCACAUAACACUUCGACUUUUAGCUAAACAUUUUUUUAGCUAAACAUUUUUAGUUUUUAAUUUGUUGAAAUUCUACUCAUUUGCUUGAUUUUGGCUUCUUUCUGCUGAUUGCAUCACUUACCAAUCAGAAUAAUCUUUGUAAAAUCUUUUACCUAAGACUUUAAAAACUGCUGUGUUUCACGUGUCUUUCCAUGUUACAUAACUUUGUGAGUUGUUAUGUGACAAAGCCCUUUGGUGUACAAUAUUGUAAAUAAACUGCAUGCCUUUAUACAGCUUUGAUAAAUGUCAAAUAAACUGGUACACGUUCAAAAUUUAAAGUAAGUUGCUUAUAAAAAUAAACUAGGAAAAUAAAAUUCAGAAGUCUAUAAAGUAUGUAACAAUUCUAAUUGUAUGUUGGAUCUGGCAUAAAAUAGAGUUGAAAUAAAACAUUUCACUCUUUCUCUUCUUUAUGUUGUUUUUCAUACUGAGAAAUGCUAUAUACGCUUAUUGUUUAUUCAGAUAAAAUAGUUACCUAAUCAUCAUUUUUGUGUCUUAGAGAAUAGAAUUAUUUUUUUAUUGAAAUUAUUCAAGAAAUCCUGUCAUUAAAUGAUGAAAUCUGCAUUGUGGUUUUAAAAGUGUACUCUCUUUGUACAUCAUACGACAGGGUGCCUCUAGCUGUUACAUUCUUAACAUCUUCUACUCUUGUUUUUUUAAUUUUACUUAAAACUGUUUUCAGCUAUAAAGUUUGACUUAAUUGGUUGUUUCAUAUUUCCAGUAUCAUUUUCUACUAGGUAAUUUUUCUUUCUCACCUACCAAGUUCUCAGGCACUUUAAAAUAUAUUAACAGUAAGUAUAGGAGCUAAGUGUGGUAUCAAAAACAAAACAAAACACCAAUAAAUAGGUCAAGUUAGCUCAUUUCUUUCUCUUUGGGUUCCCUAGUGGCAAGAGUCAGGUUUUUCUUCCCCAUUCCAAGUGCCUAACUCAGUUCUUGAAAUUGCCUAUAUAGCAGUCUGAUUCUUGCAACAAUAAACAUCAACUUUGUUUUAUUUUGCCUUUAAA